This is a messenger RNA of Solanum verrucosum, 1392 nucleotides long. RefSeq lists its product as uncharacterized. Bases 27 to 1256 code for a protein of 409 amino acids. The transcript has 4 exons. The record is from RefSeq and is a predicted model, not a curated record. Lineage: Eukaryota; Viridiplantae; Streptophyta; Magnoliopsida; Solanales; Solanaceae. Gene Ontology annotation, molecular function: protein binding.
UAAAAUCAUCUGAGCCGUCCACGUGGAUGGAGACUGUUGAGAAUCGUACACGUAUGAGGGAAGAAGUAGGGCCCAGAAAGAAGAAGUGGGGUACUUGGGAGGAAUUAAUCCUAGGUGGCGCUAUUCUCCGGCAUGGGAUACAAGACUGGAACGUCGUCGCUUUGGAGCUUCGUUCUCGUAACAUUUACUUCACCCCUCAGGCCUGCAAAGCCAAGUAUGAGGAUUUACAAAAGCGUUACGCUGGCUGCAAUGCUUGGUUUGAAGAGCUAAGAAAGAGACGAGUUGAAGAACUGAAGCGAGAAUUGGAGAAAUCGGAAAGCUCAAUUGGGUCUCUCGUCACAAAGAUUGAAAGCCUGAAGGCUGAGAAAGAACGGUCUUCUCAGAUUAAUUAUGGGUCCGGUACUUACACUGAAUCACUCGCUGCUCAUGUGAAGUCAGAACGCAUGGAAUCUAUUGGCAAAGAUGGCAUAUGCGCUGGCAACUUCAUGCUAGACAGUACUAGGACCAACUUUUCGCCUGAGUUUGAGAGUCCUGCAGUAGCUUCGGCUAAUGAGAUAGACUCAAAACUAGAAUACUCGGAGUCUUGUGAGGCGGCUGAAGUUCCAAAUAUAAGCAAUCAAGCAGAGACUACCAAUGGAAAUGGAAGAAGGGCUUUGAGGAAGAGAAAAAGGAAAGACGUUGCUUUGGAUGUCAAAAGGAGUAUUGGGGAGAGCGACAAUGUGUGCUCAAUCAGUGGCAUCUCCCUUUCCCACGGUAAGGAAACAUCAACCAGUUGCGACCAAAGUAUUAAGCCUACUGCCACAGAGGAUAAUAAAGAAGGAUUAUCUAGGUUGAUGAAUGACGAUUUGAUGGCAAUUUUCAAUUCCAUUAUACAGAAUGAAGCGGCUAUGGUCUUUAGGCAUCGUUGCGAUAGUCAGAAGAGAGCUAAAUAUAAGGAAAUGAUCAAGCAGCAUAUGGAUAUUGAAACAGUAAGAUCAAGAUUAGUCAGCUGUUCCAUCAAAUCACCAGGUGAACUCUUUAGAGAUUUACUUUUGCUAGCAACCAACGCCAUUGUAUUUUACUCGAAGAGGACGAGAGAACACAAGUCAGCUGUGGCUCUCAGAGACAUUGUCACUAAAGUAUAUCAUGACCAUUAUAAAAGCUCUUACCACACAACUACUUCUCUGCUCACAUUCUCAACAACAGGUAAUCUGCCCGUGAAGCCAAGAAGUGCUCGCCCUCGCCCCUCCAAAUCUAAACUUCAAUCCAAUUCUUGAAACAAUGUAAAUAGCAUUGCAGGAAUCAUUGGAUGAGAUGAUCAUAAACCAAGUGAUGCUGAUUCCGAGGUUCGAUUGCAGUCAUUGUUAGCUGCUAAGAAAGGGUACAAGGGACAUAUACACGACCUAAAACUCC